Fusarium oxysporum Fo47 is the source of this 948-nucleotide messenger RNA. Its product is annotated as F-box protein. Bases 1 to 948 code for a protein of 315 amino acids. The transcript is spliced from 2 exons. Gene Ontology annotation, molecular function: protein binding. NCBI's taxonomy places the organism in Eukaryota, Fungi, Ascomycota, Sordariomycetes, Hypocreales, Nectriaceae. The record is from RefSeq and is a predicted model, not a curated record.
AUGCCUACGAGGAAUAACCAAGGUUCCGCAAUUGGGCUCCGACGCCUACCAAUUGAGUUGAUCGGUGCAAUUUUCAGCUUACUGCCGAAUCGCGACAUCAAAAACCUACGUCUAACUUGUAGCUCCUUGAAAGACUCUGCUCAUCUUAAAAUUACCAGUAUCUUUAUAUCCCCAAGUCCACGCAAUAUCGACGUCCUCCUUGGUGUCGCCAAUCAUGAUGUCUACCGCAAAGAGAUUAAGGAAAUCGUAUGGGACGACUCUCCUCUGGAAUCCAUCGAGUGGAACACAGAACCCCAUGUUGCCAUGACACUGUCAACGAAUGGUCUGAAGAGGACAACAGUGAGGAUGACGCUUACGCAGAACCAUACAGCCAAGAAAGUGAAGAAAAGUAUGAGAGAUGUUGAAGAGAAAUGUGACGAUUGGUGGCGUAGCUUCCGCUUCGUCAUCAUGGCCCUUGCUAAUAUGGAUCAACAUCGCAUUUCUGAACUAGUUUUGGACAACCACUAUCUCCCCACCGGGAUAAACCCGUUUAUCUUCACUAGUUGUGACGAUGACUACAACAAACUCUGUAAAAUUGUUGAAAAACCGGGCUUCAACCGUUUUGUUUUAUCCCUGAUAACUGGUUUGAUAAGAGAUGAUGGUGAAUACGAAGACUGGGGAUUUUACCGAAAUGGAAGUAUCCGCAAAUUCUUGGCCAAGGCAUCCGACUUGGAGGAAAUGGUCUUCAAAAUAGACUACAACUUGAGGGAUGGAAGCCUCGUCGGAAUGAGAGACUACGUCUCACUCUUCGACCUCUUCCCUCUAGACGCAUGGCCGAAACUGCGGCAUUUCGGGCUCGUUGGGAUGCAAGUCACUCAGGAGAAUCUAAUCUCAUUCCUGAGGCAGUUACCAUCAACGGUACGGUCCAUCGAUCUCAGCUUCCUUGCCAUCCUCGAAUGGAGGGCAUGA